GGCACACUCGUACCAACAGUAUGGCGGCGGGCUGCUGCUGGAGGGAUGCUGCUACUGUCGCCGCUGCCUUUACAAUGUGAUCGGAAUACCGUCUGCCUGCGGAAAGACAACGACCAUAACCCGAGGCAGCUCGUCGUGAGCUCGAUAAGAUGACCAGACUCGCCGAUUACUUCGUUGUAAUCGGAUACGAUCUCGAUAAGAGAGGAGGUAGUGAGGGUCAAGGGCGGAUUCUCCAGCGUUUCCCAGAGAAAGACUGGGAAGAUAACCCCUUUCCUCAAGGCGUUGAACUGUUCUGUCAGCCCAGUGGAUGGCAGCUGGUUCCUGAGAGAAAGCCUCCUUCAUUCUUUGUGGCGGUUCUAACUGACAUCAACUCUGAGCGGCAUUACUGCGCCUGCUUCACCUUCUGGGAAUCUGUGGAUAACCCACUGAAAGGAGAGCCCAGUGAGGCUGAUGAAUAUGACAGUCCAGAUGUUCUCCAGCCUGCUCAACUCUAUGCCCCCAAAAGCUUGGUUCUGGUGUCCCGCCUGGACCACACAGAGGUCUUUAGGAACUGUUUGAGUCUCAUCUACACGGUUCAUGUGGAUGGCCUCAACGUUCCCAUGGAAACGGUGAUUGGAAACCUUCUCACCUGUAUCAUUCCCAUAGCUGGAGGCUCUCAGACAAAUGAUCCCCCUCUUUGUAGUAUAACUGACCAGCUACUGGGUUGUUUCCAGCCGGGCCAGGACAACAGAGAGGAGAGCUCGAGGACCAUAACCCUUGGUGCUGGCGACAGGCAGGUUAUUCAGACGCCUUUAAACGACUCCCUCCCUGUGAGUGGUUGCAGUGUGGCCCAGCUUUUCAGACAGCUCGGAAUAGUGAAUGUUCUCUGUAUAUUCUGUGCGGUUUUAACGGAGCACAAGAUUCUGUUCCUCUCCAGCAGUUACCAGCGGCUAACAGAUGCCUGCAGGGCGCUGCUGGCCAUCAUGUUCCCACUUAAAUACAGUUUUACAUACGUUCCCAUCUUACCGGGAAAGCUGCUGGAGGUGCUCAGCACUCCAACCCCCUUCAUUAUAGGAGUCAACUCUCACUUCUGCUUGGAGUCUCAAGAACUGCUCGAUGUAAUCAUUGUGGACUUGGACGGUGGCACUGUCACCAUUCCGGAGUGCGUUCACAUAUCACUGCUGCCUGAGCCGCUUCUUCAUCACACACAGACGGCCAUCUCCAUGGUUCUAGAUCCGGAGCUUGAAGUGGCCGAUCGUGCGUUUCCUCCAUCCUCCGUUCAGCCAUCAACACUCAAGAUUCAGGAUAAGGAAAUUCGUGCUAUCUUCCUAUGGCUGUUCGCACAGCUCUUUCAGGGUUAUAGAUGGUGUUUGCACAUCAUUCGGAUCCACCCAGAACCAGUCAUACGCUUCCAUAAGGCUGCAUUUCUGGGUCAGAGAGCACUGGCUGAGGAUGACUUCCUGAUGAAGGUGCUUGAUGGCAUGGCCUUUGCUGGCUUCGUGUCAGAGCGGGGUCCUCCGUACCGAUCCACAGACCUGUUUGAUGAUCUUAUAGCCAAUCAGGUGGAGCGAAUUCGACAAGAGACAGGAAAUCCUCAGAAAGUCAUGAAGCAUAUAAAGGAGCUGGCGGAGCACCUUUUUAAAAAUGAGAACCCAUAUCCCGCGGUGGCCAUGCACAGAGUUCAGAGGACGGCUGAAAAGGCUCUUCCCCGGCUGCCGCAGACCUCUUUCCCGCUCCUGGAUGAUGUUGGUGUGCAGCUCUUUAUAGACCAUGCAACUGCAAAACUCAAAACUGCCCCGCCUGUCGUCAAAGCCGAACUUAAGGGCAUGGUACCAACGGGACCCCCACUGGCUGGCAUAGUGGACAGGAAUGGGAAUGUUCUUGCUAACAGCGCCAGGAGGUUAGAAGUGGUCCGAAACUGCAUCACAUACAUUUUUGACAACAAAAUGCUGGAGGCCAAGAAGUUGAUGCCGGCAGUGUUGCGGGCACUGAAAGGUCGGACUGCGCGUAUGUGUCUGACCCAGGAGCUCAACCUACAUGUCCUGCAGAACCGGGCCGUACUAGACGACCAACAAUUCGACUACAUCGUUCGCAUGAUGAACUGCACUCUGCAGGAUUGCUCUCAUAUGGAUGAACAUGGUAUUGCUGCUGCCUUGCUGCCACUGGUUACGGCCUUCUGUCGGAAACUGGGAGGAGGCAUUACUCAGUUUGCGUACAGCUGUGUUCAGGAGCACAUGGUGUGGACCAACAUGCAGUUCUGGGAGGCCAUGUUUUACAGUGACGUACAGAAACACAUCCGGACCCUCUACCUGGAGAACGAUGAGGAGGGAGACACGUCCAACCCUGAGGGGGAGAACAUGGGAGGGCAGAAUCAGCUGAGUGCUCUGGAGCUGGCGUCAGAGCAGAGCCGUCUGUGGCCCACGUUGAGUAAAGAGCAGCAGCAGGAGCGUGUUCAGAAGGAGGAGAGUACAGUGUUCAGUCAGGCCAUUCACUACGCCAACCGCAUGAGCUACCUACUGCUGCCGCUCGACACCAGCAAAAACCGCCUGCUCCGCAACACCGGCCUAGGGGAUGUUGAGAGCGUCAGCAACAGCUAUGUUACUAACAGCAUUGCGGGCAGUAUGGCAGGGAGCUACGACACGGAGAGUGGCUUUGAGGAUGCCGAGGUCUCGGACGUUGCUAACUCUGUUGUACGAUUUAUCAAUCGGUUUGUUGACAAAGUGUGCAAUGAGAGCGGAGUGACCAAUGAACACCUGAAGGCCCUUCACACCAUGAUACCAGACAUUGUUCAGAUGCACAUUGAGACGCUGGAAGCAGUCCACAGGGAGAGCAAACGCCUGCCACCUAUCCAAAAGUCCAAGCUUUUGAGGCCAACGCUACUGCCGGGUGAGGAGUUUGUGAUGGACGGCAUGCGGGUGUACCUCAUGGCGGAUGGACGAGAGGAGGCAACGGGCGCAAUGGGGGGUCCGCCCUUGCUGCCCGCAGAGGGAGCCAUCUUCCUCACCUCCUACCGACUCAUCUUCAAAGGCACACCCACUGACCCUCUAGUUGGAGAGCAAGUGGUCACGCGCUCGUUCCCCAUUGCCUCCUUCACAAAAGAGAAGAGGAUCUCUUUUAAUGGUUCCAUGGAUCAGUUCGUCCAGGAAGGCCUGCAGCUGCGAUCCUGCACAUUUCAGUUGAUGAAGAUCGCUUUUGAUGUGGAGGUGGCAUCCGAUCUUGCUGAAGUGUUCAGGAAGAACAUGCUUAAGCUCAGAUACCCACAGCACGUCCAGGGCACGUUCGCCUUCGCUGUGGGCCAAUCUGCAAAGCUGGAACACAAGACCAAGGACAAGAACCAGUCUCUAAAAACGCUCUCUAAAAACCUGGUUAAGACCGCAAAGAGGACCAUCGGGCGACCGUAUAUGACCCGGAAGAAGUAUAACCCGCCGACUUGGGAGAACAGAAGCAGUCUGCAGUCAGAAAUGGAUGAAGAUGAGAUAUCGGUGUCUGAAGAGCCGGAUCAGAGUUCGCUCACACUCUCUUCCACCAUCCGCUCGUCUGACCGUCAAACCAUGAGUAAUGUGGUGGAGCGUGCCUGCUGUCGUGACUACCAGCGCCUGGGACUGGGAACACUUAGUAGCAGUCUGACCCGCUCUAAAAACGAACCCUUCCGUAUUUCUACGGUCAACCGCAUGUACACCGUCUGCCGAAGUUACCCCGGGUUACUGAUCGUGCCUCAGAGUAUCCCUGAUUCAACCAUCCAGCGCAUCUCACGCUGCUACAGGCAAAACCGCAUUCCUGUAGUGUGCUGGAGAAACCCCCAUACUAAAGCAGUGCUGCUGCGCUCGGCUGGCCUGCACGCUAAAGGCGUUGUGGGCUUCUUCAAAUCACCCAAUGCGACAAGCGCAGGUCCAUCCCAGGCAGACUCCACCAGUCUGGAGCAAGAGAAGUAUCUGCAGGCCAUCAUCAGCUCCAUGCCCUCCUACAGUGAAGCCAGUGGGAGAAACACACUCAGUGGCUUCACCUCCACACACAUGAGCACCUCAGAUUCAUCAGACAAGCUGAGGCAACCUAAAAUAGGAGCUUUAAUGAAGCAGGUCAUGGGGACUAAAGACGAUGUUCCAGGAACCUUCAGUAGAGGAGCGCUGGGUCAGAAGGCAAGGGUCAUCUCCCUCUCUCAGCCUAGAGUUUCGGUCAAGGCCCGCAACUCGCCUAGAGGAAAAUGGGGCAGUAUACGGGGAAGUGGGCGGCUCAGUACGUAUAAUCCUGAUGUUGGAAACAGGCUGGCUGGAAAAGAGUCUCCCCAAGCUAACGGAGGCCCAACUGAGACGUAUUUCCUUCGCCAACAGAGAGCAUACCUCUACAUUAUUGGAGAUAAGUCCCAGCUUAAGGGUGGAAAGCAGGACACUUUCCAGCAGUGGGAGGUGGUGCCCAUUGAGGUGUUUGACGUACGGCAGGUGAAAAACAGUUUCAAGAAGCUGAUGAAAGCCUGUGUGCCUUCCUCCAGCAAUGACCCAAACAUGAUAUUUCACCGCUGCCUCGAGGAGUCGGAGUGGAUGAAUCUGCUUCACAGAGUUCUACAGGUGUCCGUUCUUGUUGUGGAGCUUUUGGACAAUGGUUCCUCCGUUAUGGUUAGUCUGGAAGAUGGCUGGGAUGUCACAACACAGGUGGUGUCCCUUGUGCAGCUGCUGUCGGAUCCAUACUACCGAACGAUUGAUGGCUUUAGGCUUCUGGUGGAGAAAGAAUGGUUGUCGUUUGGCCAUCGAUUCAGUCACCGUGGGGCUCGGACGCUAGCCAGCCAGAGCAGUGGAUUUACACCUGUCUUCCUCCAGUUUCUCGACUGUGUGCACCAGAUCCAUCUGCAGUUCCCCAUGGAGUUUGAGUUCAGUCAAUACUACCUGAAGUUCCUCGCCUACCACUACGUCUCCAACCGCUUCCGCACCUUCCUGCUGGACUCCGACUACGAGCGCAUAGAACUGGGUGUUUUGUACGAGGAAAAAGGCGAGAGAAAGAACCCUCAGGUGUGCAAGUCAAUCUGGGAUUAUAUUGACCGUCUCAACAAAAAGACCCCCAUCUUCUACAACUACAUGUUUUCUCCAGAGGAGGAGGAGGUCCUAAAGCCCUACACUUACAUUUCCAAUUUGAAAGUUUGGGACUUUUACACAGAGGAGACGCUUUCUGAGGGUCCGUCCUUUGACUGGGAGGUGGUGCGGGGACGGCAAGAGAAGCCAGUGGAGGAAGCGGGCGAGAGACAGGAGACGACGGCGCCCAAGUCCCAGCGGAGGAUUGUAUGGCCUUGCUACGACAGCCUCAGUAAAGUAGUGCCUGAUGCCAUCACAAAGCUGUUGCAAGAUGUGCAAAACCUGGAAAAUGAGUUAGGACAACCUAUGGAGAAAUGGAAGGACACAUGGGACAAGACUAAGACAACCCAACGGGCCGAAUCCAGAUUAGAGAGCCGGCACUCGUUCUCCACCUCCCUGCUCAUGUCGUCUAAUCUGAGUCACCAGCGGCGCUCUCAGGGUUUGUAUCUGCAGAAGAGUGGGGCUGGCUCCUCCAUUAACCUAGCUCUGGAUUGUGAGGUCAACACCACCUCCACGCCCGCUUCUGGUCGGCCCAGGACCAGCACGCUCUACAGCCAGUUCCAGAGCACAGAGAGCGAGAACAGGAGUUUCGAGGGUAUUUUACACAAAAGAGGCGCUUUGCUGAAACCAUGGAAACCACGUUGGUUUGUACUGGACAAGACCAAACACCAGUUGCGAUACUACGAAACAAGGCAAGAUAAAGAGUGUAAAGGAGUCAUCGAGUUAGGCGAAGUGGAAUCUGUCUUUCCGGGAACGCCGACCAUGGGAGCACCUAAAAACAUAGAUGAAAAAGCCUUCUUUGAUCUCAAAACAACUAAAAGAGUGUACAACUUCUGUGCCCAGGACAGCACGAAUGCACAGUUAUGGAUGGACAGUAUUCAGAGUUGCCUAUCUGAUGCAUAGGGGAGGAGGGCCUUAUGGAGGAAAGAACUGUGAAACUUCAGGGGGGUUUCAGAGCCAUUGAUGGACAUUGCUCAUAGCCAAUUGGCUGAGCUUCCCACCUCACAUACAGAGGGAAGUUAGAAUGGGCAUGGCUAUGGUCCCGUGCCAGUGGUAUUGAACUUUACAAUGCUGCACCUCACCACAUUUCAGCGUUUUGGUUAAAAAACGUUAAAAACCAAUGAAACGACAAAACAGAGAAUACCCUCUAAGACUUAUAAUACCUGUGGUUUCACCGUGUUCCUUUUUUUUUUCUUUUUACACAAUCACAACCCCUGGAUGAUAUCUAAUGCUUAUUCAAAAGAUGCAUGGUCUCAUUUCUGACAGACUGCGAUUCUUCAGCUACCGCUUGCACCCUCCCAUAUUGCUUGGAUACUGCCAAAUGCCCAACUUUUAUCUAUGCAGGGGCCUGUGAAUGCCCAAAAACUAUUCACCGCUUGCAAAAGAGUGACCCUAAUGUAAUGUUAACCCCUUCCAAUCUCAUUACUUUCACUAUAUCAUAGCUGCCACUGGCAGGUUAAGUUCUCUUGCUCCCUUCUGAUUGUUUGGCUUUAUCAAAGCCCAUUCUGAAGCUGGGUCUCCAAGCAACGGUUCAUGAAGGAAUAUGUUCAAUAUAUUUGGUUAUUUACGUCAAAGUAAUACACAAAACUUGCAUUCUUGUAACAGUGUACCAUGGCAGGCACAUUGCCCAAACAAUGCCAUUUGCAGAUUUUGCAUUUAGAUUUAACUGUUUACAAACUAACCCUUACAAUAUAUUCCUGGGGUCUUCCUCGUUUCUGCUUUUCUUGAAGAUAGAUUUAAAAACCACUAUUGCUAUUGAGAAUGGAAGAGAUGCUAAAGGAAAAGGAGGGAUAUAUUUUGACAGGAUCAUUUAUACACAGAGAUAAUUCUUUGAUUGUAGAAAACGAAAGAUGCAAACAAAAGUGGGGCAGUGUCUGGAGGGUUUUUUGUGAAGUGUCUGUUUACACCAAUCAGAGGCUGGAGCUGGCUGCCAUGACAACUGUGCUCCACAUUACUUCCUGUAAAAGUUUUGGGGAAAAUGAAAUAUACAAAUUUUACAAAUGUAUGCAUUGACAUAGUGAUAGGGAAUAACCCCUUAAAAUGUAAUCAGUAUGGUUUAUUGGGUCCACAUCAUGUUUUAGACCAUUUAUACCUAUACUGUAUAUGAGGUUUUAUGGUAUAGUCAUUUAAAUAUUCUACUUGUUGGAAUUAUAUCACAAAAGUGUAACUUAUAAUUUGAGAAAUUCGUCUAGCGCAAAAUCAAAUGCCAUUCUACCGACACUGGUUGACGUGUGCUUCCUUUCCCCCGUCUCUGAGCCUUGAAUCUGUCUGAAUCAGUGUUUUAGUUAGUCUGUUACAUGUUCUGUUUUGAAUCCUGUACAUAGAGGAGUUUGUUUAUAUUAUUCCUUAAGAGAAAGAAGAGUCUAUUUUACUGGACUUGGUGAGGAUGCAUACAAAUAUCACUGGACUGUUCUGUUGCAUUUUAUUCCAUUAUUUGUCCCAGAUUCAAGAACUAACACACACACACACACACACACACACACACACACACACACACACACACGACGUGUAAAAUAGGGUAAUGCGUAUGAAUUGUUGAAUACAACAUUUUAAAAGUCUUUUGUUUUUGUUCCAAUAAGUCCUUUUGUAUAUAAUACUCAAAUAUGUAUGUUAAUGGUAGUAAUUUAUUUAACUUUGUCUCCUGAAUAUGACUCCUCAGAGCACCACUUAACUUUUAAAUUAGAAAUCCAACAUGUGCCAUUGUUUAUCUCUGUGUUAACAUGAUUAAUUAUAAAUAAUGAGGCUCACUCAGUACAAACUGACAACACAAGUUUCUAGGAAGCAGCAAAGCUAAACUGUAUAACUGCAUUUUAAUUAUUUAUUUUUCAUACAUUUGUUUAAUAGAUUACUUUCAUUUGAUACAGGUUUUGUUGUCAAUCAUGCCAUGUGUGUUUUUUUUUAUUAAACCACUGUGGGGUUCACAGCCUCCUGAUAUUUGUCUGCUUUUGUCUGUGUUCACUGGUGUCAGUGCAAGAAUUUAUAUUAAUUUAAGAACACGAAAGUAGACUGAUUCCAUUACUAAAGCAUUGUUAUAAACAUAUCUGCCAUUUGAUUCCGCGUGUGGUUCAGCUGAGAGGUUGUUUCAAUGAUGUAUUGUUCAUAAGUUGUUAUUCGUGUU
This is a messenger RNA of Xyrauchen texanus (razorback sucker), 8157 nucleotides long. RefSeq names its product myotubularin-related protein 5-like. The record is from RefSeq and is a predicted model, not a curated record. NCBI's taxonomy places the organism in Eukaryota, Metazoa, Chordata, Actinopteri, Cypriniformes, Catostomidae.